Messenger RNA from Biomphalaria glabrata, 4067 nucleotides. RefSeq lists its product as uncharacterized. Lineage: Eukaryota; Metazoa; Mollusca; Gastropoda; Planorbidae. The coding region runs from base 88 to 762 and encodes 224 amino acids. The transcript has 3 exons. Gene Ontology annotation, cellular component: membrane. The record is from RefSeq and is a predicted model, not a curated record.
GUCUCCUGCCGAAAAUAGACUUGAUGUGUCUCCUAAAAUUAUGACAUUUUGAUUUCCUUACAAAAACACAACAAAUCUUGUUUCAAAAUGGGGAACUCUGGACGGGUGACGGGCUGGACAAUUGCUGGGACUAUUCUUAUUGGAGUGUCCAUCAUAGCCCUUCUGUUCGCCAGCGCCUACCCGUACUGGCAGCAGGCCGAGAAAACUAGAGACACAGGUAUCCCCAGUAUCGGAUUAUGGUCCAUUUGCUUCAGAGCCGACGGCUACCCAGCGCCAUCCUGGGCCAACGACAUAUUAGGGAACAGAUACUACGGAUGUAACUAUGUGUUUGACAGAGAUUUGAGGAAAAUCGUAGAUUGGAUUUAUCCAGCUUGGUUCAAAGCUGUGGUGAUUUUUGUCACCCUUGGUCUCAUCACUCAGCCUCUGUGUAUAAUUCUCAACAUUCUCUACUAUGCAAGGAUGGUCAGUGCUUACAAGGAGCAUAGACUCUUGCUGGUUUCAUCAAUCAUCAAUGCCAAUGAAGGUCUGUUAGUAGCUAUAGCAAUAAUAAUUUUUGGAAUAAUGUCAGCUAAGGACGCCAAGUGGCUGCCCAUGCCAGAGUCCAACCACUUGUCUUACUCUUAUGCAGUUUGUGCCAUAGUUCCAGUGCUGUGUUUUUUUGCUGCAAUGUGUCACACUGUAGAUUUCCUAAGGAUCAAGUCUUACAAAGAUCGUGAUGCCAGGGCUCAGACAUAUGCUAGGGGAGAGUUUGCUAGAUAUUAGUAAUGUUUAAAGAUCUGUUUAGUGUCAGUGUGUAUGUUGUGUAUGUUGAUGUUUGGUAAUAAGAUAAACCUUAGAUAAAGAAACCAUAGGGGUAGAAUUUUAUGUAAAGAAGAUGUCCAAAGAAUAUUUGCUUAUAACAUUCUGAUGCCUAAACUAUGGUCCCAGGGACAUACCCUGCCCCUAGAAACUUCAGCCCACAGUGCAUAGUUAAGCUGCAGAGGAUAUAUUCCAUUGGGCUUUGCGAUUAAUGGCAUUGAUGCUGACCAUGAACUGUAUAUGGCCUCCAUGCAUAAAUGGGUUAAACACCACUGACUUGUGGCAGCUAAUUAAAAAAAAUGUCAAAAUGAUUUGCCAACCAUCUUUCUCUUUCUCUGUCUUUUGCCUCGAAUAGAACCUUUUUCAAUAGCAGGCCCGUCCAUUCUUUUAUGUUGUCUUCCCAUUGCUUUUUCUGUCUGCCUCUUCUCUUUUUUUUCCUGGUACUGUUCCCUGAAGACCUUGUUAUAUGGCCAUAGAGUUUUAGUUUAAAUUUUUUUUACAAUAGUUAGCAGGUCAUCAUGGGGUCCAAUGGCUGUAGAAAGCUUGUCUCUAAUCUCUUCAUUUGUGAUAGCUAGGAUCCUUCUGUAGCAUCUUAAUUCCUUUGCUAGGAACCUCUUUUCAAGCUACAGUCAGCGUCGCAAGCAUAUAAGAAUGUGGCCAUGACCAGGGAACGCAUCAGUCUGAUUUUGGUGUAGAGGGCUGUGCCCUUAGUGAAACCUUAGUUUACAUUAACUUAAAAAUAAUUUUUUAAAGGUCAGCAUGGGCUGUAUUAUGUAAUAUAUAUGUGGUGUCUUGAUAGCAUACUUCGUUGAAGGCCAAAGUGUGACUUUUUAAAAUCUUCAUAUCCAUCAUGAACAAGCGACUUGUUCAGAGAAUAAUAUUGAGAUGUAUACAUUUUUGUAAAUAUGUAUUGUACAUUUUUAAGUGUUUUUCUACAGCAAAUGUUACUACUCUACUGUACAUACUUUACAACAGCUGUACUAUAUAUUAUAAAUUAAAUAUACCUGAACUGACACAUUUUGAUUUUAAAAUUUUUAUACUUUGUCCAUCAUAAAGACAGAAUGGUCUUACAUUAUGUGUACAUUUUUCUUUUAAUCUUUUCUGUUCUAAUCUGUUCAAUCUUAUCAUUUCAUACUAUAUUGGGCUACCAUACAAAACAAAAAAAUCUUUUAAAUUUGUUCCUAUACCGGUACUUUCAGAUGAAUUUAUUCUGUGUCCAUCUGUAAAAGACUGGACAUUCUAAUGUCUUGUCAAAAAAAAAUUUGUAAAAUAAGAAAAUAAAAUUUCAAUGUUUUUAAAAAAGUUUAAUUCUGUAGGCAUGAUAGAAAAAGGUAUUUAAUAAUCAAUCAGAAAACAGAAUUGUAUUUUGUAAGCAAUGUUUUGUGAAGAUUUUAAAAUGUAGCCAUCAUUUUUUAACCCUUGAAGAUUUUUUGUUUUGCAAAAAGAUAUUUAUUUUUAAAACUUCAGAUAGUUCACUAAAUCUAUAUGUAAAAAUUUACAUUUCUGUGUUAAAAAAGAUGAAUUAAUGAUUGAUUGAUUAGGGGUCUUAUUAUAUUUUGCCCCAGACAUUCCUUUUACAAUUUCUAUGCUCAUUAUUUUAUCUUUUAUGUAAAUUCAAUGAAAAUUGAAAUAUGUAUAGAGAGAUAUAUUGUACAUAAGUUUUACUACAUAGUUUUACAUUGGUGUACAUUCCAGUGGUAUUUUAGUCUAUUGACAUAUCAGUGCCUCAGUUUGAUGGUGUCAUUCAGUAAUUUUAUCUGUUUCACUCUCACUCAUAAUUAAAUGAGCUUUGGAUGAAAUUAUCUUCUUGAACAAAUAUCUGUCACUUAUAAGAUAACUUUCACUGUUCAAGUAAUUAACUUUUACUGUUCAAGUAAAAUUGUGUUUUUUCUUUUUGUAAUGAUGCUCAUUUAAACAUUCUGGUGGAAAAAAUAAAAUGGAUGGUUGCUUGGCUGUGUGGUAUAUUAUAUGCUUCAGGCUGUUCUCAAGAUGUUCCCAAAUUAAACUCUGCUUGCUUCCACCCCACACAAUCUUGCAGAUGUUUGGACUUUGAUUUCUGAAGGAAUAUCUGCAUAUGCCUGGUCGUGCGAUUUGCGCACUGGACUGUCAUUCAGACUUAUCAAAGGUCCUGGGCUCAAACCCUGCCUGCUUCCAUCCCUCGUUGUCCUGCCGGAGGUUUGGACUAUGAAGUAAAUUAUCUUCAUCUGUGAAGGCACAUCCAAAACAUAUAAAACAUUUUACAAACAAAAUAAAACAAAACAAAAACUGAAUUAUUUCUGAUUCUUUAAUGAUUUAUAAAACUAGACAUUUGUAUGGCGUCUGUACUGAAAUAUUUGUCCAUGGUAGGACUAGUGUUAUUUUCAUUCUGUAGCUACUUAGGAACAAGUCUGUACUUUCAUCAGUGGGCAGGAUAGCAAAGCCUAAGCAGGUUUUAUUGAUACACAAGUUAUUCUACAAAGAUGUCUUAGUCCUUCUUCAGUAGUUUCUGCAUCUGGUGUUUUUUUUGUUGUUUUUUUUUAUCAAAGCUUUUGUGUUGACAUUUAUGUAGCAAUAAUGCCAGUUUAUUUGUUAUUCUCAUGGUGAUGCCAGUAUUACUUUUUUCAUUUAUCUAAAAAAAAUGUCUGUAUUUAUUUAUUUAGUGGACAUUAAAUUUGUCUUUUUUUUUGUUUGUUUCUUUGUUUCAGACUUUUUGAAUGUACUUUUAGACAUGGUUAAAACAUACCACAUCACCAAGCAACCAUCCAGAAAUUUCAUUACCAGUGUUUCUUGUAUUUCAUAGCUAUUCAGAUCUUAAACAGAUAUUUCUUUUAAAUGCCAGCAGCCUGUAAAGAUUUGUUUGUUGACUUUUUAGUUAGUUUCUCUGCUCUUUCAGUUGAGAAGUUUUCUGAACAUUUUACUCAAUGUCACAUAAUUUACUUGUCAUUUACCAUUGUACUUGUCAUCUCUUUCGUAUCACUAAAAGGUGGUUGUUUGUUUUUUCUAAAUUAUGCAACUAAAUUUAAAUGACUUUAGCUUUAGCUACAUUAUCUGUUGUCAGGAAUUAAGACAUUGUUACAAAAAUGUGUGUGAGUUUUGUUGCAAUUUUUACAUUACAUUCCAAACUUAUUCCCAUGUAUAUAUUUUCUCAUAUAUAUAUUUAAAGUGACAUAUCCUUUUACCUUGAAAUGAGUGUUUAUUUUACACUUGUACACAAGACAACUAUGUACUUGAUCAUCUCAACCAGUUUUCUCAAAUGAUUUUUAUUACAAUACAAUGAAAUUUUAUGCAUC